AUGGUCAACAGGAUAGAGCCCACGAGGAAGGGGACAGAAAAACCAGAAAGCUUUAAUCCAUGGAUUUCUCAGUUCUUCAGCCACCAAUGCUAUAUCACCUUUCUUACUGGCUGCUACAGUUGCCACUGGAAAUAUGGACAAUGGGAGACAACUAAACUUGGAUCCUGUUGCUGCACUCAGAGUGAGCAAUUAUUUUGCCCAUUUCUGAUAAUGUCAUUUGUCUUAUCUGUGAUUUUACUGUUCCUGUGGAUAGAGACCUCAAAUGAAUACUUUGGCAUUGACUGGGUCGCUUUUCUAGGAACAGGAUACUGGUUCUUCUGGUCCAUUUUUUUGUUGAGUUUAUGUGGGAUCCUGGCUGCCUACACUUCAUUGCUGCUGUUACUUGGAAUUUUGUUGAUUUGGGAACGGAUAAAACUAUACCUGCACUGGUGUCAUAAGGCUCUGAUUCUGCUAGUGAUGGGGCUAUGCAUCUUUUUUACCUACGUUGUAUGCAAAUACUGGAAUGACAGGUGGCUGGUAGCUGGGCUGUCACUGCAGAUCUUUGCUCCCUACAUGCACCUGAGCAGCAUAAGUAUGAUGGUUAUCCUUUGCUGGCCUGUGGCCUUCUGCGUGGCCCGUUUGGAAAGAGAAGUUAGAAUGAGAAGACAUGAGAUGACAAGUGACGAGAAAGAAAGACUCAAGAAAUGUAAUAUACUCACAAGAUUAAGAGCUCUACAAGUGGCUGUUGGAGUGCCCUUUAUUCUUAUCCUCUUAUUUCUCUAUUCAAUGCCACUGGGCAUUUAUUCUCCCUGCAUUCAGGAGAAGGAGAAUUUGGGGCCCAAGCCAACCUUCAUUGCACAUAGAGGUGCACCCAUGGUAGGGCCUGAGAAUACCAUAAUGGCCUUUGAGAAAGCUGUUGAAGAAGGAGCCUAUGCACUGGAGACUGACAUAUACUUAAGUUAUGAUGAGGUGCCCUUUCUCAUGCAUGACUAUGACCUGAGAAGAACAACUAAUAUCAGGGAGGUCCUGCCAGAAGCUGCCUUAAAUUAUACUGCCUCCUUCCGCUGGGAUUUUCUGUCGACACUGAAUGCAGGCAAAUGGUUUCUACAAACAGGGCGAAGACCAUUUUUCAAUAUGAAACCUCUAUCAGAGGCUGAUAAGGAAAAAGCAAGAAAUCAGUCAAUUCCAAAACUAGGUGAUUUAUUGAAGAUUGCAAAGAAGGAAAAGAAAUUUGUGAUAUUUGAUCUUAAUGCUCCUCCACCAAAACAUCCUGUCAGACACAAGUAUAUUCACCAAGUAGUAAGCGUGAUCCUUGACUCUCAAAUUGAGCAACAUCUGAUUUUAUGGUUGCCAGGUCAUGAUAGGGAAUAUGUCAGGAAAGCGGCUCCUGGUUUUCAGCAUGUGGGCCGUUUAUGGUCCAUUGAACGCCUUACAGAAGAAAAUAUCAGUAGAAUAAAUGUUGACUACAAGAGGUUGUUCCACAAUGGGUUGAAAGAUUAUAAAGCAGCUAACAUCGACAUCAACUUAUACAUCAUCAAUGAGCCUUGGCUUUUCUCACUGGCCUGGUGCUCCAGGAUUAAUUCAGUGACCACAGACAACAUUCCACUCCUGAGUCAGCUUAAUCACCCUCACUUCUUCAUGACACCAAGUUUCUAUAUAUUCAUAUGGGUUCUCAUGGAUAUUGUUUCCGCAGUUUUCAUUGUUGCUCUAUUUUGUUUUCACUGGUGGAGAGAGAUCAAAACAGAAAAAUCGCUGACAGCCUCUCGCAUUCCUGAAGCUUGA
Messenger RNA from Cynocephalus volans (Philippine flying lemur), 1761 nucleotides. RefSeq names its product glycerophosphodiester phosphodiesterase domain containing 4 (gene GDPD4). Gene Ontology annotation, biological process: lipid metabolic process. Lineage: Eukaryota; Metazoa; Chordata; Mammalia; Dermoptera; Cynocephalidae. Gene Ontology annotation, molecular function: glycerophosphodiester phosphodiesterase activity. The record is from RefSeq and is a predicted model, not a curated record. Gene Ontology annotation, cellular component: membrane. Bases 1 to 1761 code for a protein of 586 amino acids. The transcript is spliced from 16 exons.